UGUGUUUGGUGUUUAAGCGAAUAAACGAUGGAUAGAAGUAGAACCGAUGAAUUUAAUUUUCAAAUAAAUCACAUUGUAUCACAAAACGAAGCCGGAUCGAAUGUAGAAUUGUCUAAUGAAAUCUCUUUCAACAGCAACGUCACCUCAUUUGAAAAUAUAUCAUUUUUCAUUACGACCCACAAAUACCCGACUGGUUUGAAUUUGAAUCAAAAACGAACUCUGAGAAAAGCUGCUACCAAUUUUGCCCUUAUUGAUAACAAGCUUUACUAUGUUGGCAAAAGCAAAACAGACAAAAGGCUUGUUAUCUUGGACGAAGAUGGGAAGAAACAAGUUUUUGAAGAUUGUCAUGGGAGCACUUCUGAAGGAGGGCAUGGGGGUCAGAAGAAAACACUGGAGAAAAUAGAAAGCUUCUUCUUUUGGCGUGGAAUGGUGAAAGAUGUUGUCAACUGGAUAGCAGCCUGUGAAAUUUGCCGUCAGAAAGAGGAGAAACGAAGUCAACUAUGCAAAAAGGUCAAGACCAUAGACUUCAUUAGUGAAACAAUAAGCCAGCACUCUCCAGAUGUAUGUCUAGAUGAUGCCAUCACAUGUAGUGAAACUGAUGAUCUUUAUGAUACAGCCAAGCAGAACAUGGAACAAAUCCAAUCCUCCCUAAAAAAAAUUCAACACUAUGAGAAGGAAAUUGUAAACAUGGCCAAAAAGGCUGAUCUGGAUAUUGACGAUGUACUGGACUUCCUCUUGGCUAAAAUCGUGAAACUAAUCAGUAGGAAAAAACGCGAAAUGAAAGCACAAGUUGAAGAACAGAAAAAUAGAUCUCUAAAUUUACUCAAAACGUCUCGUAAGCAACUAGAAGGAAGAUUCAAGACGACAAGAAAAUUCGUGUUAGAUGUGGAGAAAUCUGCUAAAGAUAAUCAGCCGUGGGAAACACCGCUUAAUAAAUCAGCGAUAACCGCGAAUUUACCUGAAGUACCGCUAAAAGAAAACCUUGGUGGAAUAUGGAGUGUCUUUCAUGCUGACGAAGCUCACACAGAAAUCGAAAAAAUUGUCAUGUCCUGUGGCAGUAUUUGCGAACAAUCUCCGUAUGAAAUAUCCAACGUUUUGCAACUACCAGCUUCACUACGCCUUACCAUUAGCAACGUCCAGUCCCAACACCAUCCCUUAUUUAGAGAAACCCAUGAAUCCCCGAGUUUUGUUCCAACUAGGAGUCUACGACUUUAUCACUGUCUUCACAAUCCUGACGUUGUUACAGACGAUGACUUUGUACUCCAUGAAAAUCAAAUUCAAUCCAUUGAUUGUCUCAGUGGAGAUACUGAAGUCUUCCUCAACUGUCUCCAAACUCGUCAGGUUUACGCCAUUUACAUCAGCUACCGCGAAGAAGGGUCAUCCGAGUGGUCACCAUGGAGCUUUCAAUUUCUUACCAGUACAAUAAUUCCUGGUUUUUCGUGGGAAGUAGGCAGUAGCGAUUGGCAAAUGUCUUCCGAUCACAGAGUCACUACUAAAAUCAUAGAUUCCCCCACGCCGAUUUACUCGUCAUCUGCGCAAUAUUUUCCAGGAUGUCGCAUCAGCUUCACUUUGGAGGAAGUACCUAACAUUUUACACGCUGACGAUGGGUUCGCUUUGAUUGAUCAGUGGGUGCAAGGAGGUACUCUAAAUCAGGAGGGGACUCUCUUUGUAAAUGUUGAAGGGAAAAUCUUUGUCGAUGGAAAAUUCAUUGAUGAAUUCGAUCCUCUUUCACUUGUAAAUUCUACCCUGACAUUGGUUUGCCAUCCACAAAUUGAGAAGGUUGCCGAUGGGAUCAGAAUGGAACUAACGAUCUCCUGCCACAAAAAAUCUCACUUAAUUUACUGGAGCGUUAGGAACCACAUUACCAACGUAUACUUUGCCGCAAGGUUUCAUCAGCCGGGAGCCCGUGUAACAAUUGGUUGAAAGAAAUUUUAAAUUUAAAGAAUGUAAAUAGUUGAAUUAAAUAAACGCCGAACUUACGUUUA
Messenger RNA from Daphnia pulex (common water flea), 1985 nucleotides. Its product is annotated as cytokine receptor-like factor 3. The record is from RefSeq and is a predicted model, not a curated record. The transcript is spliced from 9 exons. Bases 28 to 1923 code for a protein of 631 amino acids. Lineage: Eukaryota; Metazoa; Arthropoda; Branchiopoda; Diplostraca; Daphniidae.